AUGAGGGCGCUCCCGGCCGUGCUGCGAGGCAGGAUGCUGCUCACCUUCCUGGUGGUCCUCGGGGCACCAGCAACAGCCCAAAAGGAACUGAACUUCGAGCGGCUCCCACCAGCCCCCCGAGCUGGGGAUGGACGUAACGUGACCAGCCAGGAAACCACCGGCACUAACAAGAUGCUGCCAGCUCUCCCCAAAAUGAGGAGGGGCGACUUUGGCUCUGGGGAAGGGUCUCAUCCAGACAAAGCCAGCCCGCUGCUGCCAGAGGGGUCAGCAAGGAAAGCACUGCCUUGGCCGACGAGCCCAGCCACGAAGAGACCUGCUCCCAGGAAAAAGGGGAGGAAGGUGUCCCUGUCACUUGAUGUCCACACACACUUACUGGAGAUCCUGCUCGACCUGGCCAGAGAAAAGGAGCAGCAGGACAAGGCGGCCGCCAAUGCCGAGCUGAUGGCCCAGCUCGGGCGUAGGAGAUGAACUCCCCUGGCUGGGACAUGCCUGCUCAGGCAGGGCCGGAGAGGGCAGGGGGGCACAGAUGGAGGGAAGUGUGGAGUGGCACUGGUGUGCCUGCAGGGGGCUGUGGACACAGCAUCUCAUCCCCCUAGUCCCGGUGCUCAUGGCACAAGCAGCAGCCAUGGUAGGAUUUGGUUUAAUAACCAUCACCUCAGCACCACUGGAGAAGACACAGCCGGGUUUGCCUUUGCCCAGGCCAGCGCUGGAGCACAGCCAAGUCCCAGCCUCAGGAACCACGGGGAUUUCUGUGCCUGGCUUUGCUCCCUGCUCAUCCACCACUGGGAUGUCUCCAAAGGGGCUGCAUCCAGCCAGGCAUCUUUUCCUGUGUGCUGCUUCUCCCUGUGUGACUGCAGCAUACAAAACCCUCCACAAAGCUUGGCUGAGCCUUGGAGCUGGAGUUGGUGAGCAUGCACAAUAAAAUGCAGCAUCAAAUGAAA
Molecule: messenger RNA, 941 nt
Organism: Pipra filicauda (Wire-tailed manakin)
Lineage: Eukaryota; Metazoa; Chordata; Aves; Passeriformes; Pipridae
Product: urocortin-2-like
Exons: 2
Coding region: 1-468 (155 amino acids)
Biological process (GO): hormone-mediated signaling pathway; digestion; cellular response to nutrient levels
Cellular component (GO): extracellular region
Molecular function (GO): hormone activity; corticotropin-releasing hormone receptor 2 binding
Source: RefSeq, a predicted model, not a curated record